Molecule: messenger RNA, 1512 nt
Organism: Aspergillus saccharolyticus JOP 1030-1
Lineage: Eukaryota; Fungi; Ascomycota; Eurotiomycetes; Eurotiales; Aspergillaceae
Exons: 1
Coding region: 1-1512 (503 amino acids)
Cellular component (GO): membrane
Molecular function (GO): glycosyltransferase activity
Source: RefSeq, a predicted model, not a curated record
AUGCGUCGCUUCUACCAAGACAAUCGCCGCGUCCCGCUGGGGAUGAUGCUGGUGACGGUCUCACUCUUCAUCUACCAUUUUGCCCUCGAUCGCCCAUCAUGGGUCUCCUCGACUGUCUACAGCACGCAAUCACCAUAUCAAGCAGGCGGAGCCACCGUAGUUGUGCAUCCGUCGCCGCCUUUUAUCGCUGAGGAUGAGACCACCCCCGCUCCGCAACAACCCGCUCUCUCAGCGGUUGCUUCCUCUACUCCCUCCAUCUCUGCAACCUCCACAACGUCAUCUCUCACCGUCAACGACGUUGUGCUCAUGUUCAAAACCGGCGCCUCCGUGCUCUGGAAACGCGUCCCCAUCCACCUCACCACCAGCCUCUCCCCGACCCGCAUCCCCUCCGCCAACGUCCUCCUCUACUCCGACAGCCCCGAAACCAUCGGGCCAUACACCUUCGUCGACAUCCUGGCCAACACGACCAUCAACGAUCCCGAAAUCGCCCUCCCCUACCACCAACAAGCGGAUCACGACUUCCGCCAGAAUUACGCCGAGAUCAACAACGUCUACCCGGGCGACAACCCCGGCCCCGCCGGUGGCUGGAAGCUCGACAAGUACAAAUUCGUGCCGCUGGUGCAGCACGCCGGCCGCGCCCGCCCGGACGCCAAGUGGUACAUUUUCAUGGAAGACGACGCCUACCUCUUCCUGCCCAACCUCGUGGCACACUUAGAUCGCUUCGACCCCCAGAAACCCUGGUACCUGGGCAGUGUCGCCUGGAUCCACGGGGACUAUUUUGCGCACGGCGGGUCCGGGUUCGCGAUCUCGCGCAAGGCGUGGGAGAUGGCGUUUGGGGACCACAGCCCCCAGAACAUUGAGCAGAAAUACGCCGAGUUCACGGCGCAGCAUGGCUGCGGGGACCAUAUCCUGGGCCACGUGCUGAAGGAGAGCGGCGUCGCCUUCGGGGAGCACCCGGAGGCGGAGGAGAGCCGGUUCAGCUACGGGUUCAACCCCGAGGCGCACUGGACCAGCUGGUACGAGCCGGAGAACUGGUGCAAGCCAGUCUUCAGCUGGCAUCAUACGCACAACCGCGAUGUGGCCCGGCUGUACGAGCUGGAGACGCGGUGGGGCGACGUGGCGUCGGCCAAGGGGCCCAUUUGCUAUAAGGAUGUGUAUGAGGCGAUGGUGCUCCCGUAUUUGCGGGAGCGUGUAGAGUGGUGGGAGAACGGUGCUGCGAAAUAUGAUAUCCGCUCCAGUAAUGUUAAUGGAGUGGUGGCGCCGGAGUCGGUCACCAAGCCGCAGGCUUGGAAGGAGGCCUGGAUGUCGGUGGACAAGUGUGAGGCUGCCUGCGUCGCCUGGGGGGAUUGUGUGCAGUGGAGCUUCUACGAGGAUCGGUGCAUGCUUGAUAGUAUGAUCCGACUGGGCAGCGGAAUCCCCGAGGGCGACGCCAGACGGCAGAGCUCGUUGCCGUGGACCAGUGGGUGGUUAACGAGGCGAGCCGAGCAUUGGAACUCGGCGUGUAGUCAGUAG